This is a messenger RNA of Strongylocentrotus purpuratus (purple sea urchin), 5471 nucleotides long. RefSeq lists its product as uncharacterized. Gene Ontology annotation, molecular function: G protein-coupled receptor activity. The record is from RefSeq and is a predicted model, not a curated record. NCBI's taxonomy places the organism in Eukaryota, Metazoa, Echinodermata, Echinoidea, Camarodonta, Strongylocentrotidae. The transcript has 4 exons. Gene Ontology annotation, biological process: cell surface receptor signaling pathway; G protein-coupled receptor signaling pathway. Gene Ontology annotation, cellular component: membrane. The coding region runs from base 1047 to 3041 and encodes 664 amino acids.
CCUGACUGACCUAAAGGUUUAUAAUUAUCAUCGCAGCAUGAGCUAAAUCAAGGAUUAUUUUUAAAGGAUCUAAGACAAAGUUACCGGAUCCCUUUAAAACAAAGUAGGUAAUUUACACUCAUUUAUAUCCUCUUGACCCCCCCCCCCCACCCACACCACGCCCCAACCAUACAUUCUACAUGAUUAUGUCCAACCUCUUCUCAACACCCUCAAACAACCUCGCUAGUCAUGUGGACCACUAUUCAUAAUGAAAGUGGAACUUCCUAUACGUGAAGGACCGCUAUUCAUAAUUCGAAAUCGGGGUCGCUAUUUAUCUUCAAUCUUUUCGCAUUAUAAUUAGCGACCCUAUUCAUGUAUUAUGAAUAGGAAGCCCUAUGAAUAACGACCCCUAUUUGUAUAGGGGGGGGGGGGGGUUAAGGGGAAAUAUGUAUUACCUACUUGAUUUGAAGGUUUAAAAAAAUAAUUAUGAAUUGUACCUUUUUUUCUUCAAUUAAAAGUAAGAAAUAAUUAUGUUGAAUAAAUAUUUUGUCGAAUAACAUUUAAAAAAAAAGAAAUUUUGUAAAAUAAAAUUUUUGUCGAAUUAAAUGUAGGCCUAUGCCGAAUAUAAAAUUGAUGUCGAAUACAAUUGUUGACAAAUACAUUUUUUGUCGAAUAGAUUGUCAAAUAAGAUAUGCCAAAUAAAAUGUGUUGUCAAAUAAAACUUGUUAAAUAUUUUCUGAAAGUGUUGAAUAUAUACAUUUGAGUGAAAUACAUUUUUUUAAAGUGUUGCAUAUAUUUAUUUGUUUCCCUUAAUGCUUGCCAUAGAUGUCAGAACCUUGAUCUAUUUUUAUUGUAAAUGUUAAAUAACCUUGGUCGGAACUUUCACUGGUAGUCUAUAGUAUAUCAAUUCUGUUAUUUCUUCGAAAGAUAUUUACGACUUACAUAAUAGGUCUACAUGUAGAUCAGGGUGAGACCAUUACGUGUAUAUUGGACAGUAUGAUCAAUUCGAUGCAGCUGCGCUACAAGUCUAACGCUUUGAAGUUCAUUACUGGAAUGACCACACUAGUAUGAACAUGAUGAAUUCACGAGCUAUCUCCAAGAAAUGCCUUUUCAUGACGAUGACGAUGGCAAUGAUGAUUGACAUCGUCGUUGGUGACACGACGAUGAGACCGAUGACGUUCCUUCCACCAACCCAUCCCUCCCCUACGCAGUUCUUUACCCACGGCGUUUUUACUCCACCUCCACGUCACCUCACAACACAAUUUUAUUUAGUAACACAAGGAGUGGCGGCGCCUUUUGAUCUGAAUCCAUACCUUACGACGACGACCCCACAGUAUUCCCCUCGAACUAAACUCGUCAUCGAGUGCCCUCAUGGUUUCGAUCAGAUCUCAACCCCUUGCAGAUUACCAGAGAACGACCCGCCCUGGCCAGAAUGCCAUGCUACAACACUGCAGGUGAUGAAUAGAUUCAGUGUGGAUGGGUACGACUCCUGUCUGAAUGCUGUUCUUACGAUCCGUGAUUACCUGGGAACAACUGCCAAUGGUAACAUGACAAUUGCUCUCAAUUACCCUGUUGCUACGGUUAAGUGGUGGGCCAAUGUCAAUGUUACGAACGCACGUUUUCUGCAGAAUGACAUCGCAAACGUCCUGGAGGGUGAACUUGAUAACCUCUCGAGCAGCCGAUGUGCGGAUUUUAUCGAAUUCGGGGUAACCUGUUCACUUGAAGGAGAUCGCAAUGACUCUAUCUCAACGUCGCUUACCUCAAGGGACUGUACGGAAGAGUGGUUCUUUGGUCAACCGGAUGCUUUCACACCAGUCUGGCAAAAUGGAUCAUUCCUUCUCUUUUUCAAUGGAUCUUACAUCAUACCAACUUGGUGGAAUGACAGAUCGACAUAUGACGUCGUUGAGUCGUACGAUUCAAGUCGUCAAAAUAAAACGCGAGAGUUUAGAGUGUGUGGUGCACGAAAGGCUAUGCUCAACUGUGCUGUCGUCCUAUCAGAUGAAAAAUAUUCCUUGAAAGAUGUCGGAAACUUGACGUUUGUCGUCUACAAUGAAACCGUAUACAAAAAUGAAUCGUUUGAAUACGUGUCCAACAACUCUAUCAGAAUCUGCGUCACCCUAGACAAUUUUUCCACUGUACUAGAACAAGAAGUAGAGGAAGGUCCCACGACCAAGACUGUUAACGUUCAACUGAUCUAUAGCCAUGUACUGUUUGCUAUAUCGACCUUUUGUCUCAUAUUAUUGAUCGUGACCUAUUUGAUGUUCCCUGAACUUCGCAACUUCCAGGGAUGUGCUAUACUUAGCUUUGCGUUAUCCUUGCUGAUAUCCCAAAUUUGUCUGCAGUAUGUCGGUCCUUACUCACGUCGCACAAUGGCUCUGUGCCAGGGUGGGGCAGUUCUUGCUCACUUCACUCUUCUGUGUGCCUUUGCGUGGAUGACUCUUCUUGCCUUUGACCUUUGCCGAAGCUUCCGAGUAACUCAAACCCGCUCACAUCGUAAUCCAACCAGUCGUUUCAAACGCUACGCUCGCCACUCGCUUGUCGGAUGGGGCGUUCCUCUCCUUCUCGUAAUCGUCGCUCUCGGAUUGCAUUUCACUGAGAAUGAUGUGCUCCCGCUCGAGUACGGAUCAGGAAGAAACUGCUGGGUGUAUCCAGUUCUUGCAAACAUCGUAUUCUUCAUUGUUCCAGUUGUAUUGUCGUUGGUUGCCAAUGCCAUUCUUUUUAUCAUCACUGUUGUCAACAUUUGCAGGACGACGAAAAUGACCCGAGGCGCUCUUCAACAGAACAGAUCACACAAGCAUGUACUAUCAGAGCUACUCAUCUACUUCAAGAUAUCUUGUUUGAUGGGAUUCAGCUGGUUGUUCGGCUUGGUAGCCGCCCUGGGUACAACGUCCGCCCUCUGGUACCUGUUCAUAACGGUCAAUGGUCUCCAAGGCAUCUCGGUAUUUCUCUCAUUCGGUGUUAAUGCCAGGGUCAGGAAGUUGUGGAGCAAGAAAAUGACCUCAGCUGGGUCCAGUACCAGCAAUGGAAGCUCCAAUAAGACCAAGAAGACCAGUUCCGUUUAGUGGUCUUUCUGAAUACCUCACUCACUUGUGGAAAUGUUCGGCCUAACUAUAUACCCAGGUCGAAAUUCCAGUUGAUACCAGUUGAAACCAGUAAGGAUUUCCAGCUGGUAUCUACUGGUUUGAACACAAUGCGAAUGCUUGCUCAUCUGCAGUUGCGCUUGUCUGGACUACAGGUUGAAAUGCGUGUCUUUGUUACGAGAUUACAUUCUGACAUAAAUGUACAUUAGCAUGGGUUUGCAUGUUAUUGAUAGAGAUAUGAUUAAACAAGUAUUUCAGCUAUGCCAGUACUCUCUAUUAUAGUACCCCCUAUUUCAGGGGCCUAGAUAACAUCUCCGCUAAUCACCGGCCAAUGAGUAAGGAGAGACAAUGAAGGUUGAAGGGUGGAUGGUUGACUAUAUCAAGCAACUCCCCCCCCCCCCUCAUUGCUGCUCAAGUGUUUUUUAUUUGAAUUAUCAAUGACUGGGGUACAUAACUAUAGGGUAAGACACCCCCCCCCCCUUUUUUUCAUUGGACCCUCUUUUCUCUAUCAAAAGGAACACCUACACCAGUCAAGUCGAGAGAGAUUGUGUAAUACUCUGGACAGUUUCCUCCCUCAUCUCAAAGAUGUUAUAUUCGAUUCCUAGAUGGGGGAGAGUAGGUGGGUAUAGGCGUUUCAGUGGACUUUUAACUCUUUCGUAGGGCCUCCACAUUUUUCAGACGAUUUACACGUUGAUGAAAUAAACCCAGAACAAGAGCAACACCAACGGAUCACAACUAUUAUUCAGAACGACCAACAUUAAGAAUUCGCUCCAAAUUGCAGUAGCUUUAGAUAUAAACAUAAUAAACAGAACGUCAAAGGUUACUUAGUUUUUUCUCGAAAUUGCGCCGGCUCGAGAUAAUCUCUCUCUCUCGAAGAAUGUGAAGAAACUUUUGUUUCAAGUGGUUGUCGUUCACCUUAUGAAGUGUCACUUUGUUACUGGGACCUAAAGAACAGCUGAAAUACCUGUCACACCACUGCUUUAUCUGAUGUCUUCUAUAUACAUGUAUAUAUUUCUUUAAUCUGACACCGAUCGAGUACUGCGGUAUGAUCUCUGGGUUGUAUUCUUCAAGAUUUAACAACACAAUUUUAAAAGUAGAUGUGCCACCCCCUUUCACACACAAACACACCACACAUACACGUAAUUUCUAACGACACCACUGCCUAUACUUUGUUGAGCGGAACAUACGGUUAUAGGAUAUGCAGUAUGGACGAAACCCUUUGGACUAACGUACGCAAUAAUCGUGGUAAGAAAUAGGCAAGGUAACCAGAGAAUAAAUAAUUAAUUAUCAAUCUAUCAUUUCAGACUCUUUCUGAAAUCUCCCAAAAGUUGACGUCUCUCGUCCUUUCUUUCAUAAAACAUAAAGGUAUACAGGUGAGAUUUUAUAAACUGUGACAUUAAUAUAUAUCUUCAAAAUGCAUGUAUAAAAUAAUAAUCAUAAUAUGGCUUUCUCAUAAAAAAAAAAAGUUUUAUGACUUCAUGAAAGCAUCUUUAAAGUAUAUACAUGAACAUUACUCCAUCAGUGUAAAUAUCACUGUUAUAAUCAUGCAAAUUUGGAAAUUCAUUCAUGGAGCUACGAACAGUGUCAGUCUAUAUUAAACAGAGAUACAAACAAUUACUUUUUAUGUGUUAUUAUUUGUAUAAUUAUAUAAUUGCAAUAGGUGUUAGUUGAUAGUUGGCAGGUGCUAGGUGUAAGGUGUUUAGUGCUAGAUAAGGGUUACAUUCUUUAUUAUCAUGAGGGAUUUAUUUACUACAUUGUAUGCAUCUAAUACAAUUUAUUAACAAAAUCCCAAUCACUCCUAUGUACAUGUCUAUAUAUAUAUUACCAUUCACUAUGCAAGGAUACACGUUGAAAUCUAAAUAUACAUGUAUUUGCUAUGCUGUAAAAGCCAAGUACAGGACAAGUAAAACAAAAUGUGCAUCUUGCCUUCCCAGAAAUCAAAUUUAUGAUAUUAUUAUAAAUGUUAUUUUUUUGAUGUCUGCUUUUUUGUUGUAUCAUUGUAGUUAGUACCUGUUUACUAUAUAUUUGAAAAGGGUGGUAUAACUACGGAUAUUUACACCCUGUGUUGAUUCAACAAAUGUCCUCUUACCAACGAUUGAAGUAUUAUAAUGAGGUUAUUCGUGCAGCUUUUGCUUUUCUCCUUAUUCCCUUCUAAUUUAACCUGUUGAUUUUUCUGUGGCCCUUCACAUACUCUAGUAAUUUUACUAUUUUCCAAUUAUUUUUUAUAAAAGCACAACGACUUAUCUCAAAUUAUAUUUUCCCUCUCUCAUUAUAAUUUGUAUCCGAGCAAUUAAUAACGAGUUACCCCUACCGAUUUCCUCCAUUUUUCAAAAAAAUAACGAGAUACAUUCAUACCCCACUAUACAGUCGAACCACUUCCACACUCCUCGAAUGAGAACAGCUUUCGCACAA